Molecule: messenger RNA, 957 nt
Organism: Didymodactylos carnosus
Lineage: Eukaryota; Metazoa; Rotifera; Eurotatoria; Philodinida; Philodinidae
Source: the annotation of a GenBank genome assembly
AUGAGUUGUCAGAAUGCUGAUUUUGAUUGGCAGUACAAGACAGUACCACAAAGUGAUUCACAUUACGCUUCUGUAAAUCAACAGAGUAAUUGGCCAAGAGGAAAAGUUCUUGGUGGUUGUAGUAGUAUCAAUGGCAUGCUAUACGUACGUUGUAAUAAAACCGAUUAUGAUCAAUGGUCAUCUCAAUAUGGUUGUACGGGAUGGAGUUAUAGUGAUAUGCUGCCUUAUUUUAUUAAAUUAGAACGUGCUCAUCAUAGUAUACCAAAGUCUUCAUAUCGUAAUCAUAGUGAGCAAGGUAUGAUGGAUGUAACAAGACUUGAAUAUUUUUCACCAUUAACAUCACUAUUUAUUGAAUCAUGUAUUAAUAAUGGUAUUCAAUAUAAUGACGAUUAUAAUGGUGAAACUAUGAAUGGUGUUAGUCUAUCACAAGUAACGAUACAAAAUGGAAAACGUUGGAGUGUUGCUUCUGGUUACUUAUUACCCGCAAUUAAACGUGAAAAUUUACAUAUUCUUAUACAUGCACACGUAUGUCGGGUGACAUUUGAUAAAAGCAAAAAUGCUACAGGUGUUAUUAUUAUUACAGAAAAAAACAAAGAGGAACAAUAUAUCAGAAUUAAACCUGAUAUUGGUGAGGUGAUCCUAUCAGCUGGUACGGUGGGUAGUCCACAUAUAUUAUUACUAUCUGGGAUUGGCCCUAAAGAACAAUUAGAAAAAUUCAAUAUUUCUGUAACUGUUGAUCUUCCAGGAGUUGGUAAAAAUUUACAAGAUCACAUGAUGACACCAAUGUAUUACCUGUGUAGAAUACCAACAUUAUCUAGAGCUGAUUUAACCGAAGCAAACUUAACACAAUGGUCUACAGAAGGACGGGGAAUAUUAUCAGAUUGUGGUCUGGAAGCUUUGGCAUGGUUAAGGAUGAAUAGCGGACUCGAAUCAAGUAAGUGUCAUUCGAACCACUGA